AUGUUCGCGCCCGCGCUGCCAUCAGCAUGGCAGCGUAUGCAACAGGACCCAAUACUCUUCAUCGCACAGUGGUUAUAUGCUCACCGACCGCUUUCGACAAUAUCACAGCCCGCGUCCACAACAUCGAAGUCCGCUUCCACGAUCCCUGUUAGGAUCGUCUGCGUCUCCGAUACGCACAACGAGCAGCCGCGUGUACCGAACGGCGACGUCUUGAUUCACGCCGGCGAUCUGACAGUCAACGGCAAAUUUGAAGAGCUGCAGUUACAGCUUGACUGGUUGAACAGUCUGCCACACCAACACAAGGUUGUGAUAGCGGGGAACCACGAUUUGCUCCUCGAUCAGUCUUUCUUUCGCCGCAACCCACGACUUGCAAGCCGAGAGAAUGAUGAACGCAGACUGCGAGAUCUGAGAUGGAGAAGUGUAGUAUACCUCGAGAACGAGCUGAGGGUGCUCAGCGUUCGGGACAGGGACGUCAAGGUCUAUGGAAGUCCCAUGACGCCGAAAUACGGCAACUGGGCGUUCCAAUACCCAGCAAAAGACAUAUGGUCAAACACUGUCCCGGAGGCGACGGACAUACUCGUCACGCAUGGCCCUGCCAAAGGCCACCUCGACUCGGCUGUGCUCAUCUUCAGCGGGAACUUUGGCGUGUGA
This is a messenger RNA of Alternaria viburni, 651 nucleotides long. RefSeq lists its product as uncharacterized. The record is from RefSeq and is a predicted model, not a curated record. Gene Ontology annotation, molecular function: hydrolase activity. The transcript is spliced from 2 exons. The coding region runs from base 1 to 651 and encodes 216 amino acids. Lineage: Eukaryota; Fungi; Ascomycota; Dothideomycetes; Pleosporales; Pleosporaceae.